Lethenteron reissneri (Far Eastern brook lamprey) is the source of this 1452-nucleotide messenger RNA. RefSeq lists its product as uncharacterized. The record is from RefSeq and is a predicted model, not a curated record. NCBI's taxonomy places the organism in Eukaryota, Metazoa, Chordata, Hyperoartia, Petromyzontiformes, Petromyzontidae.
UCCAACUUCAAACAAAAUCUACUCGUUCCCAACAACAUGGACAGACAAAUCACGUGGGCUGAGAUCUUGGAUGAAUAUGAGGCCCGGGAGUCGGCGUGCCAGUCGACCACGUGGGGGGACGUUAUGGAUAAGGUGGACCCUUUCCCAGGCCAAAGUUACAAGAAUCGCUCCCCAAAGAGGAUAAUUGGGGAGUUGAAGGACGUCAGCGGGAUGAAGCAUCUCCAGGAAAAGAACCUUAGCAAAGAAAGAUGCACCAUGGAAGAGGAGCGCCUCUUUGAGGUGCAGCGCAUUGCCAGGGCGAAGUGCCGCACAGAUGAGAAGUACUUCCGAGACUAUCUCCUCAAGAAGCGCCUCAUUCAAGUGAAGUACUUCAUUGAUGAGAAGCAUCAUCUCGAGAUGAUGUGUCCUGAGGAGAAGAAUCUGGAGGAGGAGGAGAAGUGUCUCGCCAACGUGAAACGCGUCGAGGAGGAGAAGCGCCUUGAGCAGGAGCAGCGCCUUGCCAGCAUUGCAACCAUCACCACCACCGCUACCGCCGGCAACUCCACCCCCACCCCUGCCACCACCACCGCCACCACCACCACUGCCACCGCCACCACCACCGCCACCACCACCCCCACUGCCACUGAUGCUGUUGCCGCCACUGCCACAAAACCCGCCGCCACCACCACCGCCACCACCGCCACGACCGCCGUCACCACCGCCACCACAGCCACCACCGCCAACGCCACAACUGCCGCCACCGCAUCCACCGCCACCACUGCCACUGACGCUGUUGCCGCCACUGCCACAAAACCCUCCGCCACCACUGCCACCUCCACCACUGCCAUCACCACCACCGCCGCCACCACCACCACCGCAGUAACCACCACCGCCGCCACCACCGCCGCCACCACCACCGCCACCACCGCCGCCACCGACACCGCCGCCGCCACCACUACCACCGCCGCCACCACCACCACCGCUGCAACCACCACCGCCACCGCAUCCACCUCUGACACUCCUGUACAGGGCCCGAUUGCUCCAAGCUUUGGAGAAGAGGGCUUCCAAGCAGAGAAGAUGGAUAAGAAGACAGAGGUGGAACAGGAAGAGGAGAAGGUGGAGGAAGAGGUUGAGGAGGAACAGGAGGAGGGAAUGGAGAAGACAGAGAAUGGAGAGAAGAUGGUGGUGGAGGAUGAAGAGGAGGAGAUGGAGGACGAGACAAAGCAGGAGGUGGAGGAGGUGCAGGUGGUGGAGGUGGUGAUGCAGGGAAAGAAGAGGAAGCGAGGGGGCCUUGCUCGCGUGGCGAGAGCGAUCACCUCCCUCCUCCGCCGCGUGCUGCUUUGUGGUGGCAUGUCCACCCAGAGCCACUCCUGUAAAGAAUAAGGUUCAAUACCAUUGUUGUUGCUGGCACUUUAAACUUUGUGAAAUAAACCCAUGAUGACACAACAUAACGUUGAAUUGCUUGCAAGUGUA